AUGUCCGGCGCCGACAAUCAGAUAGAAACUCAUUUCGCACCAGAUCAGCAGCGGUUUGUUGCACAGGUUGCUCGGCGGGCCCGGGCAGCAUGCACUAGCUGUCGCGCCCGCAAGAUCAGAUGCAUGGCUCCUAACGGCCAGCCCUGUGCGAACUGUGUCUACGAGAACAUUCAGUGUCUGCUGCUGCCUAAAAAACACCGAGCAAAAAAAGUCAAGUCCACCGCUUCUGCAAGCGAAUCAUCUCAAUCCAUUCCAGACAGAGCAUAUAUGGAUCCCAACCAGCCUCGACAACAACCAGCGGAUACCCAGUCAAUUACUCCCACAAAUCUGGAGCAAGCGCGUCAAGAGUCGCCUCCUUCUCAUACUGAUGAUGAUAUCAAUUGGGAGGAGGCAGCCCUCAAAACCCUCCCCCCGCCGCUGCUGCCAGACGCUUCCCACUUUCCGGCCGCAUCAGUCGAGAUUACACAGCCCACAGGGUCGUUCUCAAUACCAGAUUUUCUCUCGCCACCUCCUGCACAGUUGGCAAAAGAAGAUCUGACCUAUCUUUACCAAAAGCGGGCGCUUUCCAUCCCUGAGCCUGAAUUUCGAAGUGCCCUGAUCAAAAGCUACAUACUUUACGUCCAUCCGUUUUACCCGAUCAUCGAUCUGGAAGCCCUGCACGAUCUCUUGCAUGGCGGUUCGCACCAAAAUCCGUUUAGUCUCCUGGUCUUCCAGACUAUAAUGUUCACAGGAUCGUCCUUUGUGGAGAUCAAAAUGUUGAGGAGGAUGGGAUUCUUGACUAGAAAGGCUGCUCGGAAUGCCUUUUUCCUAAAAGCAAGGCUAUUGUACGACAUGGAUUAUGAGCAGGACUGCCAUUCCCAAAUUCAGGCACUCAUUCUGAUGUCUACCUGGUGGAAAACACCGAAGGAACAAAAGGAUGGCUGGCAUUGGUUCGGUAUCGCACUAUUACUUGCGCGAACUAUUGGUCUACAUCGCGAUAUCAAUGCUCAGAACUUAAGCGCUAAGAUUCGAGCAUUGCGCCGGCGCUUAUGGUGGAGCUUCAUCAUCAGGGAUACACUCACAUCGAUUGCCACGAACCACAUUCCACUUAUACGAGAUUCGGAUUUCAGCGUAGCUUCUUUGACCUUGGAUGACUUUGCCCACGACUCAUCUCCAAGGCCCAUCCCCAUGCCCUAUGGUAAUCCAAGCUUUGAGGCUCGGAAAUUUGCAGAAAUCGCCAUUCAAACUGUCCACAUCUGCCGACUCAUCAAGCAGGUAUUGCUCACCGCUUACCAUGAGACCACAACAGGCAAUAUUGAUAUUCUGUACUUGAAUAAAUCUUCAAAGUACGAAUCCUUGCGAUCUGAAUCGCAGGGUCUGCGCGAUGUUGAGAGAUCCUUCGAAAAAUCACUGGAAGAUGUCCAUUCUCCUAUUGAAAUACAGACAAUUGGCUCCGAGGAUGAGCAGGCUCUACAACUCCAUAAAGCAUUAUUGUCUAUCCUCUGCCACUAUGGAAUACUCUUGAUACAUCGUCCAAAGCAUGUCAAUGAGCGGAACAACAAUCUGCGAGAUCAAGUAGCAUCUCGUAGCAGGGUGCGUAGUGCGGCCAUUCAUGUGAACCAGAUUCUCAUGGAGAUAUACACCGCAGACCUUGCGAAGCGUAUGUCUCCAACAAUAGUAAGCUGCCUUAUCCCGGUCGGCAUCAGCCAUAUUCAGGACAUGAAAAGCAAAAACCCAGCCGUUCAUCGCGAGGGUCGUCGACAUUUGGAAGAGUGCAAGCAGAUCUUGAUGGAGCUCUUAGACGGCCAUACAGCUGCGGAGUGGGCAGUGAGCUUUCUGACCUAUGUGGAGGGUAAGGUGAAUGAUCCUCCACGAGCUUCGAAUGGACCAGCAGGUGCGACGGGCGAGCUCAACUCAAACCUUUCUCCGAGAACGGAAGAAUUCGAAGGUGGAGUGCAUCAGGAGUUCAAUCGGCAAUCCUCUGAGGUAGGGCGAGAGAGCUUUGGGAUCAACAACUCGGCAUUUGUUCCCGUUGCGGACUUUGGGUCCCUGAGGCCUUUGGAUUCGAUGUUUCCAAACACUGACGAGAUCCACCACCCGCUGGACCUCAUGUUACUCGAACCAAACUUCUUGAUAGAUUUUCAGAAUGACCUACAUUCAGGAGAAUACCUUGCGCCUAGUUUGUCGGUAUUUGACAACGCAGUAUAUCAAACGAGUAUUUAG
Messenger RNA from Exophiala aquamarina CBS 119918, 2202 nucleotides. RefSeq lists its product as uncharacterized. Gene Ontology annotation, molecular function: zinc ion binding; DNA binding; DNA-binding transcription factor activity, RNA polymerase II-specific. Bases 1 to 2202 code for a protein of 733 amino acids. The transcript has 2 exons. NCBI's taxonomy places the organism in Eukaryota, Fungi, Ascomycota, Eurotiomycetes, Chaetothyriales, Herpotrichiellaceae. Gene Ontology annotation, biological process: DNA-templated transcription; regulation of DNA-templated transcription. The record is from RefSeq and is a predicted model, not a curated record.